Molecule: messenger RNA, 512 nt
Organism: Manis pentadactyla (Chinese pangolin)
Lineage: Eukaryota; Metazoa; Chordata; Mammalia; Pholidota; Manidae
Gene: S100G
Product: S100 calcium binding protein G
Exons: 3
Coding region: 141-380 (79 amino acids)
Cellular component (GO): cytoplasm
Molecular function (GO): calcium ion binding; transition metal ion binding
Source: RefSeq, a predicted model, not a curated record
AAAUGACAAACUAAAGGAAAAUUUCAUAACCAGGGCGGUGUGUCUGUAAAGACUAUAAAAGUCGCACAAUGCUGCUCAGCUCUUCACACUCCUAGCUGAUUCUUCUGGCUGCCUCACUGCCGGGCUACCGGGACACCAAAAUGAGUGUAAAAAAGUCUCCUGAAGAACUGAAGAGCAUUUUUGAAAAAUAUGCAGCCAAAGAAGGUGAUCCAGACCAGCUGUCGAAGGAGGAGCUGAAGCUAUUGAUUCAGAGCGAAUUCCCCAGUUUACUCAAAGGUCCAAGCACCCUAGACGACCUCUUUCAAGAACUGGACAAGAACGGAGAUGGAGAAGUUAGUUUCGAAGAAUUCCAGGUGUUUGUGAAAAAGAUAUCCCAGUGAAGGAAAAAAAAAACAAUAUUCUAAGCACCUGGGACAUAACCCCAUUCUAUUUGGAAUCACCAGUGUCUCUGUUUAAUUCUUUGCAAUUAUUCUGCGGUCCAAUUAUUGUUAAUAAAGAAAUUCUUUACAUGU